Molecule: messenger RNA, 1068 nt
Organism: Bipolaris zeicola 26-R-13
Lineage: Eukaryota; Fungi; Ascomycota; Dothideomycetes; Pleosporales; Pleosporaceae
Exons: 3
Coding region: 1-1068 (355 amino acids)
Biological process (GO): lipid metabolic process
Molecular function (GO): phosphoric diester hydrolase activity
Source: RefSeq, a predicted model, not a curated record
AUGGCUAAGAAGGUAUAUAGCUGGCGAAAUCUGCUCCUGGAAGCAUUGCUUCUCACUACUCCGAGUGGUCUUGUUUUGUACGCGCCAUUUGACAGAGAAAACGACAACAUGUGGUUUCCAUGGACUUCCGCGAGCAUACUGCUAUUUGCACGUGCGAUGCCCCAAAGCUUCAAAGAACGUCUAGCACAACUAACAAGUUCAAGAAAAUGUACUGGCAUCAAGCGCAACCUCUUUGAAAACACCACGGCCUCUGUGGAGCAGUUUCCUUCCCCCCAAAAUCUAUACUAUUCUCACGCCGAGCUACACAAGCAACUAGAAUACCAAUCCGUCCGCUCCUUCGAACUGGACCUGCAUUCUGACGAAAAAGGCGGUCUAUAUUAUCCUCCCUUGAUCUGGAAAUGCGCGAAAGACGCGAACCUCGCCACGACGCCAUUCGACGGCGAGAUUCUCAAGAAGCCGGGGAUCAAAGUCUUCCACAUAACGGAUGUCGAUAUGGACGUCGUUUGCCAUACCUUUAUCGAGUGUCUCCAGCAGAUCAAAACCUGGUCAGAUAACCACCGCCGCCAUGUCCCUAUCCCCAUCGACCUAGAACUGAAAACCGACGUCCUCCCGCGAAAGUUUGGUGGUAUUCCCCCAGGCGAAGCUACAAACUGGACCUUACCACGCAUCCUCGACGUUGACGCAGAAAUACUCUCCGUGUUCCCGCGCGAGCAGCUCAUCCGCCCAGACGACGUGCGAAAGCCAGGCCUCACUCUCGAACAAUCCAUCUUGACGCACGGCUGGCCCAGUCUAGACUCUGUCCGCGGCCGCAUCCUCUUCUUCUUCGACAACGAUCCCAAUCGGACCGACCCGAACUCGCCCCGCGAACUCUACACCGCGGAUGCACCCAGCCUAGAGAAUCGCACCGUGUUCACGAACGCGCGUGAAGGCUCAGAAGAUGCUGCAUUUAUCAAGUACAACGAGCCGCGGAAUGCCAAAAACACGGCGGAAAUUCAGCGUCUGGUGCGCAAAGGUUACCUCGUGCGUACGCGCGCUGAUGCACCGGUUAUUAUUAUUAUUCCAUUAUAG